Messenger RNA from Tarenaya hassleriana, 2793 nucleotides. RefSeq names its product putative pentatricopeptide repeat-containing protein At3g28640. Gene Ontology annotation, biological process: RNA modification. NCBI's taxonomy places the organism in Eukaryota, Viridiplantae, Streptophyta, Magnoliopsida, Brassicales, Cleomaceae. The record is from RefSeq and is a predicted model, not a curated record. The coding region runs from base 38 to 1567 and encodes 509 amino acids. The transcript has 2 exons. Gene Ontology annotation, molecular function: RNA binding; protein binding.
ACCCGUGUUCCUUGCGUCCCUUGAAUCGUAAGGGGUGAUGAGUCUGAGUCUCCUGUCUGGUCACGGAGGUUUCCAGCAAUCAUGGAAGAGCUUAAUCGCGGCGGCUGAGCGCUGCGUCACCGUGAGACAGAUCAAGGAGGCCCAUGCGGUGUUCAUCGCUCACGGCGUUCACCGGAACACGUACGCGAUUAGCAAACUUCUCACAGCCUUUGUACCUCUCUCGAAUGUGGACAAACACCUUCCUUACGUUUCCCUUGUUUUCCACUCAAUUGAAACUCGGAAUUCGUUUGUUUAUGAUACUAUGAUCAGAAUCAGUUCUCGUAGCUCUCAUCCUCAUCUGGGUAUCCGAUUUUUCCGUCUGAUGUUGGAGGAAGAUGGAGAUUUUGUAGCUCCCAGUAAUCUCACGUUUCAUUGGGUUUUGGUUUCUUGCCUGAGCUCGUGUUUGUUCUCUACGGGUAGGCAGAUUCACUGUUGUGUGAUAAAGAAUGGCAUACUGGCUUCGGAUGGUCAUGUUCAGACGGGAGUCUUGCGGCUCUAUGCAGAAGAUAAGGAGUUGCGAGAGGCACGCAAAGUGUUCGAUGAAAUUCCUUACCGAGAUGUUGUCAAGUGGGAUGUUCUAAUGAACGGAUAUGUAAGAUGUGGUUUGGCUUCCGAGGGUUUACGGGUCUUCAGAGAGAUGCUGGUUUCAGGGACGGAGCCCGACAAAUUCUGUGUUACCACCGCGCUAAAAGUCUGUGCACAAGCUGGGGCUCUUGCUCAAGGAAAGUGGAUUCAUGAUUUAGUGAAGAGGAAGAAAGGAUUUGAAACCGAUGUAUUUAUAGGAACGGCACUAGUUGAUAUGUAUGCCAAGUGUGGUUGCAUAGAGAUGGCAGUGGAAGUCUUCAAGAAGUUGAGUAAAAGGAACGUCUUUUCUUGGGCAGCCAUGAUUGGAGGAUAUGCAGUUUACGGGUAUGCGAGAAAAGCGAUCAUGUGUUUAGAGCGAAUGGAAAAAGAAGAUGCUAUUAAGCCCGAUGGGGUAGUACUUCUUGGGGUCUUAGGUGCCUGUGCCCAUGGAGGACUUCUAGAGGAAGGCAGAUCACUGUUAAAUAAUAUGGAAGCUCGAUAUGGAAUUACUCCCAAGCAUGAACAUUACAGCAGUAUAGUAGAUCUGAUGUGCAGAGCUGGACAGUUAAAUGAAGCGUUUGAUCUUAUAGAAAGAAUGCCCAUGACACCGCUUGCAUCUGUAUGGGGUGCUCUACUAAAUGGUUGUCGUACACACAAGAAUGUUGAACUUGCCGAAAUAGCUGUUAAGAAUCUUCUCGAUCUAGAGAAAGGAAACGCUGAUGAAGAGGAAGCAGCUCUUGUUCAACUGUCUAAUAUCUACUUCAGUGUCCAAAGAAGUGAAGAGGCAUCUAAGAUUCGUCGGAUGAUAGGUCAGAAGGGCAUAAAGAAGGCACCAGGAUGCAGUGUGUUAGAGGUUGAUGGAAAUGUAAAUGAGUUUGUGUCGGGAGAUGGUUCACACCCAAAUCUGCUGCAAAUUCACACAAUGCUUCAGCUGCUAUCUGUUGAUUCCUUACAGAAACUGUAGCCAGCAUGUCUUAUGUAUGCUACUGCAUUGUUCUCAGAGAUUUAACGCGGUUUGUCUGUUGAACAUAACUGUAGAAUCCAUUCUUGAAGUGGCUAAUCUAUCUGAGGAGACUCUCGAGCUAUAUUUUCUCAAAGAAGGAAGUUUCUGUUCAACACCUGUAACCCACAAAAGACACUCGAAGGUUCUGCCAGAAUGCUAAAAGGGAGUACCUAUGGAGGCAAGUUUCUGACCCCCGAAACAAGAAUGGGAAAAUUAAAGGAAGAAUUCAACAAAUGGAGGAAUCUCCCAAAAGGGGCCAUGGGAGUGGCAUUGUUGUCCCUUUUUAUACAUCGAUAGAUUCUCAGUGAAUAUAGUAAGUUUCUCCAUAGCACAUAAUAAUGCUAAGCUUAGUUAUUUGAUCAUCUUAGUGCGGAGCUAGCAAACCUCAGUUGGAGAUUUGAGAGAGAAUCCUUUUGGCGAACAGAGUUCCUCAUGGUUCUGGAGCUCUCUUCUUUUUGCUCUCCAAAAUAUCAACAUCCCAGAGAACCCAGUCUUGGUGUGGCUCCUACGUGGAAGUAUCAUGUGUGACGGAGUUCCUCUGUGGCGGCAAUCCUCCGAUGGCUCGAAGGAACACUACAAGAGAUUUUACAAGAGCUGGCUGGACCUUGUCUCUUGAGCCGGAGUUGGACACCUUCCUUGAUGGGUUUCCACUCAUUGGAUGAGCCGAGUCUCCUCGGCGGCGGCAUCUGAAGGACCUUCUUGCUCGUCGUGCCAAGGAGCAAUGGCAUGUUCGAGGCUGUGAGGUACUUACCAAAGCAGCUCUUGAGCCCAUGGGAUAAUGUUCUUCUUCUCCACGAUCCAUAAGGUUUUAGUGUUUAGGGUUCAAUACCCUUCAUCAUCCCCUGCCGAAAGGUACUUGUCAUGGUGGCUACACAAACGCACUGUCAUGGCCUUUCUGAAAAAUCUCCGUUUCUGCUUCUGUCAUGUCCAAAACGCAGAACUUUCAACUAAGACAUCACAGAAGAAUCCGUACAGAGGAUUCAUUGGAGCAAAUAUAUUGCAGACAACAGCAGAAAUCAAGUUGUAUGAAUCUAAAUCUUUAUGAUCUCUCACGUGAAAUCUUGAGAAUUCACAUCUGAAUUCAUAAUGGAGAUGCGGAGAGAGAUUCAUGAGUUCCUCAAGUGUCUUUUUUGUAAUCUUUGAAGCUUAAUUUGAUUUCGACAAGAGAAAAGACAAGGGGUUUCUUU